UUAAAGUAUUAAAAAUCUGUUUUUGCAAAUGAAAAUAAAAAAUGUGGGAGCAUAAAAAAAGGAUUUAACGGCGAGUCGAAUAAACUGAGAGACGGCGAAUCAAGAAAAAGAGACAGAGGGUUCCGGUCGCCAUACCUGGUUUGAAGGAGGAAGAAAUCAGACCUAGUUUUAUAUUUUUGGUGUUGAAUUCGUUGAAGAAGAACAAUGUCGGUUACAGCAGGUGUUAGUGAUACAGUAAUAGCUAUUAGGGAUAAGCUCAGAGGUAAAAUUGGCCAAACAAAAGUUAAACGAUAUUGGCCCGGUAAAGCUCCCGAAUGGGGCGAUGUAGAGAACGAAGAUGCUGCCAGGGAAUCCGCCUUAGAUAAAGCAUUUCCUCGUCACGAAGAAGAUACUGCUAUUGUUAGGAAGGAUGAUCGUAGGCUUCGUCGAUUGGCUCAGCGUCAAACAGAUAACACUGAGGAAGCUAGGGCGGAUCAUCGCCGUAUUCGUCAGGCUGAAAUUGUUUCUACCAGGGAAGAGGAGGAAAGGAGGCAGGAAGGGUUGGAAUUAGAGGAACAAGAUGAGGAUGCUAUGGCAGAGAGAAGAAGACAGAUUAAGGAGAAGUUGCUUCAGAUAGAGCAGGAGGAAGCUCUUCCUCAGGAAGAGGAAGAGGAGGAUGAAGAAGACGAGGAGGAAGAUGAGUCUGAGUUUGAGACUGAUUCUGAUGAGGAAUAUACUGGAGUUGCUAUGGUGAAGCCUGUGUUUGUUCCCAAGUCGGAGAGAGAUACCAUUGCUGAGCGUGAGCGUCUCGAAGCUGAAGAGGAGGCUCUUGAGGAAGCAAAGAAAAGGAGAUUGGAGGAAAGGAGAAUUGAGACGAAGCAGAUUGUUGUUGAGGAGAUACGGAAGGAUGAAGAGAUUCAGAAGAACGUUGAAUUGGAGGCAAACAUUGCUGAUGUGGACACGGAUGAUGAAAUCAACGAGGCAGAGGAAUAUGAAGCUUGGAAAGUGAGAGAGAUUGGUAGGAUCAAGAGGGAUAGGGAGGAUCGGGAGGCACUGUUGAAGGAAAAAGAAGAGGUUGAGAGGGUGAGGAACAUGACAGAGGAAGAAAGGAGAGAGUGGGAAAGGAAGAAUCCAAAACCUGGUCAGUCGUCGAAGCAGAAAUGGAGAUUUAUGCAGAAAUACUAUCACAAGGGUGCUUUCUUCCAGUCUAAUUCUGAUGACCGAGCUUCCACUGUUGGAACUGAUAAUAUAUUCGAACGUGAUUUCUCUGCCCCGACUGGGGAAGAUAAAAUGGACAAGACAAUAUUGCCUAAGGUUAUGCAAGUUAAGCACUUUGGUCGAAGUGGAAGAACUAAGUGGUCGCAUCUGGUCAAUGAGGACACUACUGAUUGGAACAAUCCGUGGACUUACAAUGAUCCACUUCGUGCAAAGUAUAAUGGGAGAAUGGCAGCAAUGAACGCACCUAUAGCGAAACCUAAAGGAAGCAGAAAAUUGAAGGAUUGGGAAUCUCGUUGAAUUUGAGGUUCAGAAGUGAUGUAUGAAGAUACUGUCCUUAAGAUAAUUUGAUUCCAGAAAACACCAGAUUAGAUAUGCCCUAUCCGAUGUAUACUUGUUUUCUAUCUUUAUCAGGAAAGUGAGGUAGUUCCUGGCUUAAGCGGCAUGCACGCAUUGGGACAUUGAGUGCAGUUCAUGCAGAUUGUAACUUAUGACUGGUUCAUGUGCAUAUUCUUCCUCAGUUAAUGAAUGAAUCAUAGCUGAUUAAGAGUCCUGCCAACUUAAUUUGUUUAACCACUUAGGACUAUGACUUCCUACCUUGUUUGUCAUCUCGUUGACAUUGUUACUGGCUCUUAUGAGGAUUACAUUGAGUUUGCCUGUAUUGAUGCCACUGACGCCACUGUUUUUACAAAUAAAUAGUCAGAAGAUAGUGUCAGAUAUGUUGGAUUGAAAGUGAUUAGAAAAGUCUUUAAAAGCUGGGCAUUGAGAUAUAAUUUGGUCAAUUAAAUAUACACAUUCAAUGAUCAAGCCCUGUUUAUUAAAAGCGUAUAAAUGAACAAUGUAUUUUCUUAA
Cicer arietinum (chickpea) is the source of this 2046-nucleotide messenger RNA. RefSeq lists its product as uncharacterized. The record is from RefSeq and is a predicted model, not a curated record. NCBI's taxonomy places the organism in Eukaryota, Viridiplantae, Streptophyta, Magnoliopsida, Fabales, Fabaceae.